Molecule: messenger RNA, 363 nt
Organism: Exserohilum turcica Et28A
Lineage: Eukaryota; Fungi; Ascomycota; Dothideomycetes; Pleosporales; Pleosporaceae
Exons: 1
Coding region: 1-363 (120 amino acids)
Source: RefSeq, a predicted model, not a curated record
AUGAGCGAGGAGGACUUGGUGGAACUUGGUCGUCGAAUACAGGGCCUGAAGAAAAGCGGCUCGGGUCUAAUCGUCGUUAUCGGAAUGGUACGAACGCGUAGCAAUCUCGAGCGCGAUACCAUUCCAGAAUACGUGGUCACGGCAGGAUUGUUCUCUACGGGAGCUUUGGCUGUGAGGGUUUGGAAUCAAGACAUACAGAUGGAAAAGUUGCCGCCGUGGGGCAAGAAGAACCGGAGGGUCAUGGAUCGUGAAGAUUUCCGUGGGCUGGGCUACCAGUUUUCUCCCUUCAGUUCCAUGUCCAACGAAAAACUCAUUGGGUAUUUGCAGGGCAUACGCAUUGGCCGUAGCCUCGAUUCAUCCUAG